Molecule: messenger RNA, 4434 nt
Organism: Acanthochromis polyacanthus (spiny chromis)
Lineage: Eukaryota; Metazoa; Chordata; Actinopteri; Pomacentridae
Gene: clcn7
Product: chloride channel 7
Exons: 25
Coding region: 139-2553 (804 amino acids)
Biological process (GO): transmembrane transport; chloride transport
Cellular component (GO): intracellular membrane-bounded organelle; lysosomal membrane
Molecular function (GO): voltage-gated chloride channel activity
Source: RefSeq, a predicted model, not a curated record
GAGCCUUACAAAGCGUCACGAGUUCCAGGAGUGAUCAUGGGGAGAUGAGGAAGAAUAACAGUGGUUAGCGAGCAGCUGCCGCUGCUAUUAAUGAAGUAAGUUUUUCCACCGUUUGAGCGGCGACUUAGCGGGGGCACCAUGGCGAACAUCACCAAGAAAGUGUCGUGGUCCAGCCGAGCCGACGAGUCCGCGGCGGCCGGGGAGUCAACACCGCUUCUCAACGGCUCCGAGCAGCCGCAGCACUCCAGACAGCUGUCUGGAGGAGGCAGUUUAUUUCAGAUAGGCAGACUCAGCACGGUGGAUUUGGAAGAGGAGAUAACGUCAGAUGAGGACUCUCUUAGGGGGCGGCCCAAAGAGAUCCCACACAAUGAGAAGCUGCUGUCACUUAAAUAUGAGAGUCUGGACUAUGAUAACAUUGAAAACCAGCUGUUUCUUGAAGAGGAGAGGAGGAUGAGUUAUAUGGGUUUCCGCUGUCUGGAGAUCAGUCGCUGGGUGGUCUGUGGUCUGAUUGGCAUUCUAACCGGCCUCAUCGCCUGCUUCAUCGACAUCGUGGUGGAGCAGUUGGCUGGGAUCAAAUACCAACUGAUUAAAGAGAACAUUGAAAAGUUUACAGAGACGGGUGGACUGUCCAUCUCUCUGAUCCUCUGGGCCGUCCUCAACUUCACCUUCGUCAUGGUGGGAGCUAUCAUAGUUGCUUUUUUUGAGCCCAUAGCAGCAGGAAGUGGUAUUCCUCAGAUAAAAUGUUACCUAAAUGGAGUCAAGAUUCCCAGGGUUGUACGACUCAAGACACUGGUGAUUAAAGUGUGCGGUGUUAUCUGUUCGGUGGUUGGCGGUCUUGCUGUCGGGAAGGAAGGUCCCAUGAUUCACUCUGGUGCUGUUGUAGCUGCAGGAGUCUCCCAGGGCAGGAGCACCUCUUUAAAGAGAGACUUUAAGAUCUUUGAAUACUUCCGGAGAGACACAGAAAAACGGGACUUUGUUUCUGCUGGAGCUGCUGCUGGAGUUUCUGCUGCUUUUGGAGCACCAGUUGGCGGUGUUUUGUUCUCUCUGGAGGAGGGAGCUUCCUUCUGGAACCAGAUGCUGACAUGGAGGAUAUUUUUUGCCUCCAUGAUCUCCACCUUCACUCUGAACUUCGUCCUCAGUAUCUAUCACUCACAUGCAGGUGACCUUUCCAACCCAGGUCUCAUCAACUUUGGACGCUUUGAAGGCGACAGUGUGACCUAUAACCUCUAUGAAAUCCCCUUGUUCAUCGCUAUGGGAGCUAUAGGUGGAUUUUUAGGAGCGCUCUUCAAUGUUCUCAACUACUGGCUGACCAUCUUCAGGAUUAGAUACGUUCAUCGGCCGUGCUUGCAAGUGAUGGAGGCCAUGCUGGUUGCUGCGGUGACCGCGACGGUAUCAUUCACUAUGAUCUACUUCUCCAAUGACUGUCAGCCUCUGGGACCAGAAAGCACUGAGGAAUAUCCACUGCAGUUGUUCUGUGCAGAUGGGGAGUAUAACUCCAUGGCAACAGCCUUCUUCAACACUCCUGAGAGAAGCGUUCGUAGUCUCUUCCACAAUCAGCCAGGAACCUACAAUCCUCUGACACUGGGUUUGUUUACUCUGACCUACUUUUUCCUGGCGUGUUGGACCUAUGGCCUGGCUGUGUCUGCUGGAGUCUUCAUCCCGUCUCUUCUGAUAGGAGCUGCCUGGGGGAGGCUCUUUGGCAUCCUGCUGGCCUCCACCAGCUCCGGUGGUGCACAACACAGCAAUGCGAUUUGGGCUGACCCUGGGAAAUAUGCCUUAAUUGGAGCUGCAGCUCAGUUGGGUGGCAUCGUGAGAAUGACUCUCAGUUUGACUGUCAUCAUGGUGGAGGCAACAGGAAAUGUCACAUACGGCCUUCCCAUCAUGCUCGUCCUCAUGACUGCCAAGAUAGUAGGAGAUUACUUUGAAGAGGGCUUGUAUGACAUUCACAUCAAGCUGCAGAGUGUUCCCUUCCUGCACUGGGAGGCUCCUGCCACCUCCCACUGGCUGACCGCCAGAGAGGUGAUGAGUUCUCCGGUCACCUGUUUGAACAGGAUAGAGAAGGUGGGAACCAUCGUCGACAUCCUUAGCAACACAUCAACCAAUCACAACGGCUUCCCUGUCGUCGUGCAGGUUCUUGAGAGUGAUGAGCCAGCAAAACUCUGUGGCCUCAUCCUUCGUUCUCAGCUCAUUGUUCUUCUCAAACACAAGGUUUUUGUGGAGCUAGCCCGAUCACGGUUGACCCGGAGGAAACUCCAGCUAAAAGACUUCAGAGACGCCUACCCUCGAUUCCCCCCGAUCCAGAGCAUCCACGUCUCCCAGGACGAGAGGGAGUGUAUGAUGGACCUCACUGAGUUUAUGAACCCAACGCCUUACACAGUACCACAGGAAACGUCUCUGCCUCGUGUGUUUAAGUUGUUCCGAGCUCUGGGGCUCAGACACCUGGUGGUAGCCGAUGACGAGAACAGGGUGGUUGGACUAGUGACCAGGAAAGACUUGGCCAGAUAUCACCUGGGCAAACAUGGACUGGAGGAGCUUCAGCUGGCCCAGACAUAGAACACAGACACGCACAUACAGACUAUGGCCACCUGUUGCCUCAGAAGCUGUUGACCACCAGCUAUGCAGCCCACAAGGAGGUCUUUCUCUUUUCUUUAAAUAUUUAUUAAAAAUAGCUGCCCUUCUAAUAAAUCUGACUGAAGUUCCUCUGAUUUGUUAUUUGUCCAAGACUUUUAUAAUUAUUCACCACUUUAUCAUGAAGCAACAAACGAUACUUUAUUAUAUUUCUUUUUUUCUUUUGGCUGUGUCUUUCGCUUUUACUGAAUUUUAUCUGGAUCAGUAAUGUCAGAAUGACAGCAUCACUUAACCUUUCAACCCAUUUGCAGGCUUGCCAACAGUUUGAUCUGCUGGUAAACGGAGAACUUUCUGCUUUGUUUUGUUCACAAAAACCUUCACACAAACAGUACCAUUAGAAAGUUUAGGGUCACUUAGAAAUGUCCUUAUCUCUGAAAGAAAGCCAUUUUCUUCAAUAAGGAUGGAAUUAAAUGAAUCAGAAACACAGUGUAAACAUUCUUAAUGUGCUAAAUGACUAUUCCAGCUGGAAACGGCUGGUUUUAAUGGAAUAUCUCCAUAGGGGUACAGAGGAACAUUUCCAGCAACCAUCACUCCUAUGUUCUAAUGCUACAUUAAAUUGCCUGGAUGACUCCAAACUUCAGGACGGUAGUGUAUGUCUGUCUGUUGUUGGUCCUAUUGUGCCUUCUCACCAUCAUUUAAACAGUUUGUAUGACGUUUUGGAGAUACUAUGGUAGUGCAGUGACACAUGAAUAACAGACUAAAGGUCCAGUGUGAAGGAUUCAAGGGAUUUCUAUGAGCAGAAAUGAAUGAUGUUUUCAUCAGUGUAUAAUCACCUGAUAAUUGGAAUGACCAUGUUUCUACAGUAACUCAGAGUGAACAAAAAACAAAAACAAAAAAAACAACACUGGCUCCAGCAAGAGUUUUUUUUAAGUUGUCCACUGUAGGUUCUUCUACAUGCUUAGAGGCAGACUGUGAGUUGAGAGGUAUUCAGUUCAGGAGAUGCAACUAAAUCCUGCACACCGGACCUUCUGAUUACAUUUUAAAAUGGGUGAGAUUGGUGCUUUUCAUGUCUUGCUAUUAAACAACAUGAGACAUUUAAAGUGGUUUGCUCUCAAACAGAUGUUGAGUGGGUGUUCAUGUUAAAGAGUGGGUUUGUAUCACAUUCUGUGAACAAAAUCAGGUUUGCCAUGUUUGUGUAGUUUUGCACUGAGUGAAUGCUGUUAUUUAUUGUUGAUGCUGAAUGCUUGUUUUAAUUUAAAGUGUAUGGGUUGGGCUGACGUGUGGUCAAAAUUUAGGUUUUACGCCCCAUUACUAAGCAGUCUGUUCAUGUUUGUUUUUGAGUGAAAGCGAGAAAAUUGAAUGUCUGUCUACCCAAACGCAAAGGCAGACCCUUCCUCCCUCUCUUUCUGUCAGCUUUGUUUUAUAUAAACAUUUGUUCUACAGUCGGUACAAACCAGACUGGUACUCAAUGAGUGUUUUUUUUGUUUUUUUUAUCACCUUCAAAGUUUUGCACUGUGACCUGCUUCUGAAAAGUUUGUUGAGAUGUACCCACAAGUGUCCCUCAUGAAGCUCUAGAUGAAUGUAAACCGUUGUUUACCACGUUUGUUCUGUUUAAACUAAUCAGUUUACCUUAGCUUUUCCCUGGCAGGGACACUAAUUAAUUCUUCAGUCAGUUUGUAAAUCUAACAUUUCUUCAAUUCUCAGUGUUAAUUUUUUUGUGCAUUUUGUUGGUUUUACAGUUUGAUUUUUGUUUCCUGUUUGGUCUUUGUUUUGUUAUACAGUUCUACAUGGAAAAAUGUCAACUUGUCUCUAUUUUUUAACCACUGGAUAAACUUUUUGUGAAUUAAUAAAGUCGAAAUGUCUCUA